CCUACUUCCGGCAUCCUACGACAGCUCUACGUAUUACUCCAUUAUUGCUCUUCUUGUCGCUCUACGAUGGCUAUCCACGACGCUGUACCAGCUGUCCCUUCGCCGAUGAUGGAUGAAGAGCUCAACGCGCUUGCGUUGCAGUUGGAAGAAGCCAAACUCUUCGCGCAGUCAACCAUGAACAGUCUCUCUACCGAAGAUCAUCCCGACUAUUACGUUGCACACACCGUCUACUUGGCCGAGCUGCAGAGACAGCACGCCAACCUUACAGACAAGCGACUUGCUUGUAGCAUAGGUGUUGCUGUCCACUCCGACGGUGAUUCUGUGCUCAAUCUCGCAUCUCAAGAAGUUCUAUCUCGGGCUGAUAGACAUUUGGCCGUCGACUUUGUCCAAACAAAUGCGGGUUUCGAGAACGCGCCGAGCCUCGACCAGCGUGCUGAGGCCAAGAUUCAAGAUUGGGUGGACACUGCGGGCCACAGUCAAAAUCUCGGAAUUCUCGCCGAACGGUCUCACGGUGAUCACGCGGCACAUGAACCAUCUUCAUAUCAUUCCCUUGGCAGCAUCGUCACACUAUCCUGCGGAGAUACUUACUGUACUGGCUGUCUCAAGGAGUUGUUUGUGCUGGCGACAAAAGACGAAACCCUGUUCCCGGUCCAGUGCCACAAAGAACUGAUUCCACUGGACAUAGUCAGCGAAUACUUGUCUAAGGAUAAGCUCGAAGCUUUCACUCGUGCAAGUGUUGAGUUUAAGACAAUCGACCGGGUAUAUUGCAGCAAUCGCGAGUGUGGACGAUUUAUUCUUCCAAGCCAGUUAGACGCUGAAUCUCGCAAGGCAACAUGCGACAAGUGUGGAGCUCAAACUUGCAUCUCAUGCAAGAACAAGUUUCACGAAUCUAAUUGUGAGGAGGAUGUGGCUAUUAAGCAAGUGCAGGAGAUGGCUGCAGGGCUAGGUUGGAAAACCUGCUAUAGCUGCAAGACCUUAGUCUCUAUUCGCUCUGGCUGCAAUCAUAUGAAAUGCCGUUGCAAGGCCGAGUUCUGCUAUGAGUGUGGUGUUCAGUGGAAGAAUUGCAAAUGCGCACACGCCAACAUUGCUCGCAUUGAGGCACGAGCUGAGGAGAUUGUGGCUCGCAACCCUCCCCGUGGAUUAGGACAACUUGAAUUGCAGCGUGAGGUGCGAGCGGUGCGAGAUAGACUUAUCCAGAAUCACGAGUGGAGCAUGACGGAUGGCUGGAUCGAGUUGAAACUGGUCGUCCGGAGGGAGGAUUUCGCUGUGAGUUGUGCGAUGUUAAAUACUCGUGGUUCAUUGUUCGUUGUCUCCAUUGCCAUACGAACAUUUGCGCGAGUUGCCGCCGUCAUCGUCUGUGAUGGAUGGCGGAUGCUGCCCUCUUGGAAUCUCUCUUAUGAGCUUCCUACUCAAAACAGCGGCAGAUAG
Molecule: messenger RNA, 1428 nt
Organism: Periconia digitata
Lineage: Eukaryota; Fungi; Ascomycota; Dothideomycetes; Pleosporales; Periconiaceae
Source: the annotation of a GenBank genome assembly